This is a messenger RNA of Hibiscus syriacus, 730 nucleotides long. RefSeq names its product classical arabinogalactan protein 26-like. The record is from RefSeq and is a predicted model, not a curated record. Bases 171 to 551 code for a protein of 126 amino acids. The transcript has a single exon. NCBI's taxonomy places the organism in Eukaryota, Viridiplantae, Streptophyta, Magnoliopsida, Malvales, Malvaceae.
GUUUUUCUCUUUCUCCCAAGUCCCCACCAUCACAGGAUUUUAAAACCUUCGUCAUGAAUCUCAUCACAUUCUUCUCAUACACCUUUUGCAUAAUCUAAUCUCCUCUCUCCCUUUUCAUUCUAUAUAUUCGUCUAUUGAAAAAACUUUCAAACUCAAUCUCGAUAUUUUCAAUGGCUAGUGCUUCCAUUUGGUCAUUCAUGAUGUUCAUGGCUUGUUUUUCUUCACUAGCCUUGUCUUCGUCUCAACUCCGUGUUCAAUACUCAACUAUAUCGGCUGCACGGGCGUUCUUGCCGACUGCUCCGAGUUUAUCUCCGGAAAUUGAGCCUCUGUUCCCUACUCCUAAAGGCAUGUCACCGGCUCCAGCUGAUUCAUCGUUCCCCACUAUUCCUUCGAGCCCCAGCCCUCCUGACCCCGACAGUGUGUUGGCUCCUGGCCCUGGUUUUGCACUUGCACCGUCUGGUUCUUUGCCGGUAUCCACUUCGGUUUCGGAUGGAGCUCUGAAACCGACGUUGUUGCUUGGUUUGGUGGUCGCACUUUGUUUAUUGCAGUAGGGUGGAAUGGAAACCCCAAUUAUUGUUACUAGUGGAGUACUGGUUUCUCUUUUUAUUUUCUUAAUAUUUUAUAUAGUGUUCCUUUAUUUUUGUUUUUGUAAUAUAUUACUUUUGUUUGAUGUUAGGUAAACCAAGUGGCAUUCCACAAACUGUUUUUUUUUUAUUCAGAUAGAAUAAAA